Molecule: messenger RNA, 1898 nt
Organism: Carya illinoinensis
Lineage: Eukaryota; Viridiplantae; Streptophyta; Magnoliopsida; Fagales; Juglandaceae
Product: UPF0496 protein At2g18630-like
Exons: 2
Coding region: 473-1609 (378 amino acids)
Source: RefSeq, a predicted model, not a curated record
ACUGGUGUAAGAGUAGCACUGGUCCCUGUAGUUGAAACUACGUAGAGAAAAUACACUGUUAACAACACGGCUUUAGCCGUCAAUAAAUACUCUCAUUCGUCUACCCUCACUUUCCUAAUCCUUUCACUUGCGCUGAAAAACCCCCUCUACAAGCCGCCUCUGAGCUCUUCCGUUUUUUUUCCCUGCAUAACCCUCCUCGUUAUUGCUUAUAGAAACCUGUUCUUUCUUGAUAGUUUUGUCCUGUUUCAAAUCAUUUCUUUAAUUUACGGGCUUCUUUCCGUAAUUUUUUGUUCAUUUCGUAAUUAUUAUUUCUUCGAGAUCGUUUACUAUUUCACCGAGAUCUUAGUUUUUAAAGAUUAUCACUGUGGUGGGGUAUGGAAUUGAGAGAAGCCCAUCUAAUUAUUGUGAUUUCAGCUGAAGUUCAGUUACCCAACACGCUAUUAACACAGAACAGCUGUAAAAGUUGCAUGUGAUGGGAGGAAGAUUUAGCAAAAGGACUGGUGUUGAUGUCCCACCAGCCCAAUCCCUCCAAAUACAAAACAAUAGCCAAUUCACACCCGAUCUGAGCUCCUAUGAGGCGGCGUGUAUGCUUGAUCCAGAUUUGCAGUCAUUUGAUGCCACCCUCCAAGAACGAACCGGCCGGGUCAUCAGCUCGCUUGCCUCGGGGGUGGAGGUUCGGUCCUUAUCUUUUGACUCACUUAGAGAGGUCACCAAUAGUCUGCUUGAAAUGAACCAGGAAGUUGUCAAAGUCAUUCUAGAGUGUAAAAGAGAUAUAUGGAACAAUCAAGAAUUGUUCUCAUUGGUGGAAGAUUUUUUUGAGAACAGUCUGAAGACAUUGGACUUCUGUGGUGCCCUUGAGAACUGCCUGAAGCGCACACGUGAUAACCAGUUGAUAAUUCAAGUUGCUGUUAAGAAUUUUGAAGAAGUAGACGAUGGGGUUGAUGGGGUGAGGUAUGCAAAGACAUUGCAAGAACUAAGGAAAUUUAAGGCUGCUGGGGACCCAUUUACGGACGAGUUUUUUGCACUGUUUCAAUCAGUUUAUCAGCACCAUGUAUCAAUGUUGGAAAAGUUGCAGCUUCGGAAGAGAAAGCUAGAUAAGAAAUUGAAAUCUCUAAAGACUUGGAGGAGAGUGUCCAAUGUCCUUUUUGUGGCUGCUUUUGUUUCAGUGUUGGUUCUCUCGGUGGUAGCAGCUGCCAUUGCAGCUCCUCCUGUUGUAACUGCUUUGGCAGGUGCAUUGGCUGUUCCCAUAGGUUCAGUGGGAAAAUGGUGCAACGCUCUUUGGAAGCGCUAUGAAAAUGCAGUGAAAGGACAAAGGGAGGUAAUCAGCUCAAUGCAGGUUGGCACAUACAUUACCAUGAAGGACUUGGAUACCAUUCGGGUAAUGGUCAACAAACUGGAAAUUGAGAUUGAGUCAAUGUUGCAGAAUGUUGAUUUUGCUCUCAGAGAAGAGGAGGCAGUGAACCUGGCAAUGGAUGAGAUCAAGAAGAAGCUGGAACUGUUUAUGGAUACCAUUGAUAAUUUAAGUACGCAUGCUGAUAAGUGUAGCCGGGAUAUAAGGAGGGCGAGGACAGUGAUUUUGCAGCAGAUAAUAAGACAUCCGACAAAUUAAAAGCCCUCUGGUAUGUUGUGCUGAUAAAGCUUCCCUUGUUAGUGUUUAUACUAAUUUCAUACAGCAGUUAAAUAAUUGCUGAGCUACACCUGGAUUGAUUGACGUUGUCUCAAAGAAUCUAAAGAGAGAGUUUUGUUGCUGAGCAGGCUUUUCUUUUCCUUUUUUCUUCUUUUCUUUUGGUGAAAGGGGGGAGGGGAGUGGCUUUGUAAGAUGUCCUAUGUGUACGACUAAAUUCUGUGUUACCUACUUGCUAAUACAGAUAUAUAAAACAUAAUUUUACAUUCUUAAA